Episyrphus balteatus (marmalade hoverfly) is the source of this 3564-nucleotide messenger RNA. RefSeq lists its product as uncharacterized. The transcript has a single exon. Gene Ontology annotation, cellular component: membrane. The record is from RefSeq and is a predicted model, not a curated record. Gene Ontology annotation, molecular function: ligand-gated monoatomic ion channel activity. Lineage: Eukaryota; Metazoa; Arthropoda; Insecta; Diptera; Syrphidae. The coding region runs from base 2584 to 3546 and encodes 320 amino acids.
UUCAUAACAAUUAUGAUCCAUAUUUUUUUUUUUUUUUUUCAAUAUUGUAAAAUUUGAAGAUUUUGGGAAAGUUAUUUUUGACCCAAUGUUAUUGAUUGAGAGUUGAAAUACAAAAUUUCCCAAGAAAGUCCACGGACAAAAUUCAACUGGCCAUUUUUUGCAAAUUUGAUUUAGAGAGAUUUUAUAGAAAAAGGUGUUUUUUAUUCAUUUAUAGCUCAAAUUCGAAAGUCUUUUUUUUUUUAUUAUUGUAUUCUAAAAAAUACAAAGUAUCUGAAGUCUGGUAGUGCAUACAAAAAAUCGAAUAUUUGAAAUUUUCUGUUCAGGAGGCGUGGUAUCCGCCCAUUUUCAAUGUAUUUUCAUCAAAUAUAACAAAGCACUUAUGACUAUCGUUGAAUCCUGAAACUUUGUAGAAUUGUAGAGCUGGGAGUACAAAAUUUAAAAACUGAAUAUUUUCUCUCCAGAGGGCGUGGUAUCCACCCAUACAAAUUUGAAAACAAUUCUUAUAACUUUGAUUUACUUUAACAUAACAGUACUUUUUGUGCCAGCUUAAUUUGAAAACAGGAGAACUUGGCUCUUUUUUUCUAUCACUACAAGAAAUAUAGGUAACAAAAUACAUGUAACAUUUCAAGAAUUCGCCAGUACGAAGAUUUUUCUCAAAUGCUUGCAGUCUCAUCGGACUACUCAUCUUCACUUUAGGGAUCAUAAGCUUAUCAAAACUCUGCCCGAUUUCAGACGAGGGUUUUCAAAAAUCUAGUUUUAAUUAUUUUGUUUUUAUUAAACAUUUCUUAACACUUUGUUUAAGUUAAAAUUUCUAUCAACACAACAAUUUAAUAAAAACUUAUGUUAAUUUAUUUAAAAAUAUUGAUUAAAAAAAAUAACCUUUUUUCAAAGCAUCCAUUCUUUGUUUUUUUUUUUGAUACUUUAGUUCCCAAACUUUUUCUAAACUCUUAACAAAAUUCUAAAAGAAUUAUUAGGCUUAUUAAUGGCAAAACACAAAAAUUCUUAAAGCUAAGAUUUUAAUCAGUUUUGACAGUUGUUUAAAAAAAAACUUCAAAAAUAGGAGUGUUUAUCUACAAAACUACAUAUAUCACAAAACAUUUUUCCUUCAAAGUUUCACGUUAAUAUUGAUACUGACAAGAAGAAUUUUUUAAAGUAGCUAUACUAACUCAAGUUUCUCUAUAGUCCUGAGACUUAUGAAAAAAAAAACACUUGUUUUUAAUGGAAUAAUCUUACUGUUCUUCCUAUAAUUCAUUUCUUAAAUUACUCAAGAAAUGGUAAUAGCUCCAAAAAAUGCAUUACUGAAAGGGUCAGCUUAUUUACUUAUAAAUCAUUGCUCAAAAUAGAAAAGUAAUUAAAUAAAUUGAAAUCCUAAAAAAUUAAUGUACCUAUCAUCUGUAUGGCCACAGUUCUGAUGUCUUGUCAACAUAUUUGUUGAUUAUGAAAAUAAGCUCAUCACUUUGAGUGAAAAUUAUUCAAACAUAACUCGUUAUUAAUAAGCUUAUCUAUAAAAGUCAAGAAAUAGCUAGUAUAUUAGGUAUUAAGUGUUAAAUGAGAAAAAGUCCUUUAGUUGUCUCCUUCCAAUGGCUAACGUGAAUUGUCUACUUGUUUUUUGGCUUAUCGUCUUUAUAAACCAGACGUCGACUCUUAUUUUAGAUAAUAAAUCCUUGUCGGAUGUGGCACUUUUUAUAAUCCGAGAACAUAUAAGCAAAUUGACGUCAACUAUUGUAAUAGCUGAAAAAAGCACAACGCCUGAAUCAGCAAACACAAACACUCAGCUAUUAAACUACAUUCUUCAGCACCUUCAAGGAAAAACUGCAGUUCAAUUUUACAUGCGUGACUAUUCUAGUCAACCUUGGGAGUACUAUGUAUUUAUUGUAGACUCCUUAGAGGCAUUUAAGUAAGAAAAUAUUGGAAAGUAAUCAGCGGUUUUACUUUUUUUAUUUCUAUUUUAGGGUACUCUAUAAAUUGUUUGAUGACACUCCCUAUGAAAGACACUUUCGAUUUUUGAUAAUUCUAACAAAUCCAAAAUCAGAUGUUAUCAGUGUCAUGGAAGAGAUUUUUAUACUUUGCUAUUAUUUUGACGUCAUCGAUGUUAAUAUCAUUACAACUCAUCGAUCAACAAAAGAUAUCCAUAUGUUUACGUACUUUUUGUUUUCGGAAAACAUUUGUCGUCGUUGUGUACCAAUGCUCUUGUACAAUUUCAGUGAUGGUUUUGAAAAUUUAAAAAUCAUUUUUCCAAAGAAGCUCAUAAAUUUUCACAAAUGUCCUCUUAAGGUUUCACCUCGUUUGUAUGGUCCUUAUUUCACGUUUGUUGGGAAUACAAGUAAUCCAAAACCGGUGGGAAAUUGGGAAAAUAUAUCCGGUUUGGAAGGAAAAGUAUUGAAAUUUCUAGCCAUGGCAUUGAACUUUACAAUUGAUUUGAGACCUUUCUCAGAAGAACCAAGCUAUGUUAAAGAUAAUCAAUCACAUGGCUGCUUUAAGGAGGUAGUUAUACUUUUGAAGUUCAUUAUAAUUCAUUAGAAAUAAAAAUGAUGUAUUUUACAGUUAAAGGAUCUCGAAGCCGAUAUUGCAAUUGGAGGCUUUAUGGAUUCAAAUUCAGGCCGACAUAUUGUUUCACCAACCAUAGCCUAUCACACGUCAAUAUUUAUAUUUGUGGUUCGAGGAAAAAGUAUAUUAAGUUCAUUGGGUCGUCUUGCUAAGCCAUUUACAAUUAAUUUGUGGGUUCUCGUGGCUGGAUUUCUUCUCUUUACCAUGCUCUUUACAUCAGUCUUGAAAGUGAUGAAGCUUAAAGUUUAUCAAUUUGUCUUUGGAAAAGAGAAUCACAGUCCAGUGACGAAUUUUUUUGCACUUUUUCUUGGAUAUGGAGUAAGUCAAACACCACGUCGCAAUUUCGCCAGAUACAUUUUCGUACUGCUCCUUUUCCUCACUCUCGUCUUGCGAAGUGCUUAUCAAGGAUCUCUGUAUGAUGCUUUUCGUAAAGAUAGCUUUGAUUCUAAGCUCUCAGGAUAUGAUGAUUUAAUUAAAUCGAACUACGUACUUUUAUCUCCUCCAGAAGCUCCUUAUUUACCUAACUAUCCAAAUAAGCUUAUUAGCAUAGUUCUAACACAUGGUUACGAAAAGAGACUUACAAAAUUAGAAACAUUGGAAAAUAGAUAUACAACAUUAGUUGUACUAGAUGCUUUUUUAUAUUAUGUACAAAAAAAAUUAAGAAACGGAACUGAACUUCUUUUAAUCCCAGAACGUGUUAAUAGUUUUCAAUUGGUAAUGUUUUUGCCAAAACAUUCGAUUUAUUUGUCAGUUUUUAAUAGAAAAUUAAAGGAAUUAGCUGCUGCAGGAAUAACAUCAAAAUUUAGUAGUGAAUCUACAAGUAUUGAUCAAAUAAUUAAAGCAUAUUUAAUGCGGCAAAGAGAGAAGUUACCAUUGCACAAUGCACGGCUUUCGGCAUUAUAUGGAAUUUGGUUUAUAUCGUUAGGAGUUUCUUUAGUGGUAUUUAUUUUGGAAAUACUUUCAGUUCGUAAUAGAAAGUUACAGAAAUUAUUUUUGUAAAGUUAAUAGUAUUUUCUA